UGAGGCUCACUUUCUCUAAUGCAAUGCAAUACAAUCCUCCAGGCAAUGAGGUCCAUAUCAUGGCAAAGGAAUUAAAUAAUAUCUUUAAUCUAAGAUGGAAAUUACUGGAAGAUAAAUGGAUAAAGGAAACAGUAACAGUCUUGCACAAGCCAGUGACAAAAGGAUGGGCAGAAUCAAGAGUUCAAGACAAAACAAGCGGUCCGCAUUACAUCUGCUUUGUCUGCUACUGCCAUGAGAAAAUGUGCUAAGGUCUCUGUUGUGGAUACUCGCAAAGUUAUGGAUGAUGAAACCCUAAAAACAGCGUCAGCUGUCAUCAAUGAUACAUGUGUCAGUAUGGAAUUCAGUUCCCGAUGUCAGUAUGAUGUUUCACAGGCUUCAGUUAUUGAUGUAGACUCAGAUAGGUCUCUGGCUGACGAGAGUCAUGGUCAUGAUUGUAUUCCAUCUGAUCUGGAUUUUAAAAACAGCUUAGCAGAGGCUGCAGUUAUUGAGGACAAUGCUCAAACCAUGUGGCAUCUUGCUUCCUCACCAGUGGCUGCAAGAAAAGAUGCAGAAGAUUCCCUCCCUCUGGAGCAACUAUCACCAACCAAAGCUCUCCGUGCUGCAAUGCUGAAGAGCCGUUUUGCUGAUACCAUAAUUAAAGCACAGCAGAAAACACUCUUGAAUCAUGGAAACAAAGUAGAUCGGGUGAAGAUGCAGAGGGAAAAAGAGAAACUGGAAAAGCAACAGCAGGAAGAGAAGGCUCGAAUUGAAGCCCAUGUUAAAGCUGCUGAAGCUUCUGCAAGAAAGAAGGCGGAAUACAAGUUGAAGAUGCAGAGGGAAAAAGAGAGGGAGGCAGCUCGCUUGGCUCUGCGAAAGGUGGUGUACUAAAUGUUUUUCACCAAAAAUGGCUUCCUGUUGACAUGCA
Dioscorea cayenensis subsp. rotundata (Guinea yam) is the source of this 904-nucleotide messenger RNA. RefSeq names its product transcription factor GTE12-like. The coding region runs from base 232 to 867 and encodes 211 amino acids. The record is from RefSeq and is a predicted model, not a curated record. The transcript is spliced from 8 exons. NCBI's taxonomy places the organism in Eukaryota, Viridiplantae, Streptophyta, Magnoliopsida, Dioscoreales, Dioscoreaceae.